CUGCGAUGGGUGCAUCCGUCCAAAAACCUGGCAUCAAGCUGCGUUUUCUGAAAAUUAAUGUCUUGGAGAAGUUCAGAGAUCAGUUUGAGCCGUAUCAUGUGAUGCUGGGAUGCGACCUCUCGUCGUCACAUCCAUUUGAGGGCACGUUGAUCCGUGUUCCCUUCAGAACUCCGGAAGUGGCAAAAACCAGCGAGGUCAGCAGCAUUCAGCUUGACGCUGCAGCAGCAGAAGUGCUCUCAUCGCGAUUCCAGAAGGAAGCCUUUCAAUGGUUACUCUUCUUGCAAAGUGUGGCGAAGAUUCGACUGUCUGAGAUCCGAGAAGGAGAUUCGAGGAUACAGUGCUUGUGCGAGGUCAAGCUGAUGCCACAAUCUGUCCCUACAGUUCUGAAAGAUGAAACUUCGAAGGAAGAGAAAGGAAAAGGCGGAAAGGGCGGACAGGGCGAAGGUGGCGAAGGUGGCGAAGAUGCAGAGCCUGUGGAGUUCAUGGCCCUGGAACUUCAAGCUCCCAGACCAAGGGUUUCUGCCAUCGGUUCAGACUCUGUCGCAGACGUGAGCAUUAGCACGGAGAGUUUUGGCUCCCCUCCAUACCAGCGUUGCCUGUCCUACAGGCUUGUUGGCGGCGAAGACUGCGGAGUAUCUGAACAAGUUUGCGCUGCAAUUCCCCUUGUCGAGCUUCCUGCAUCUACAAAACACCCAGUGAAAUUGCGGCAAGAAGAGGGCCGUUUGUUCUGCUUCUUGCCCCUUCCACCAAGUGCUGUGUCCCUUCGUGUUGCAUUGCAUGUGCAUGCGCCUUUGAACACUACGCAAGAUCGCCGGAAUGUUCUUUUGGACAAUCGCGUUGGUGACAAUGAAAUUAUCAGCACAAACGUCCGCCUGCUGGAUGUCCGCAUUCCGGAGUGCUUGGCGAGGUGUGCCAUCAAUCUUUCCAACCUGGCCACUCCUGAGGAUUUCUUCAGCAUUUUUCCAGUGCUUCAGAGAAGCAUAGGCCAAGCUCUCAAGUGGUGGACCGCCAGAACAAGCAAACGCCUUGCUCGACAAGAUCAUUGCCAGCAAGAGACUCAGAUAGGUCUGGCUCGCUUUGGAGUUCCGAUUGUGAAGAUUCCGCUGCCUGUCUUGGAGUCCUUUGAGCAAGUGCUUCAUCCGAUUCUCCCACGAACGCUGACACCAGCAUGGUUGCGGCAGUUUCUGCGCAAUAUCAGUGCUUCAUCUAUUCCUUCAGCUACUCCGAAGCGUGGAUUCGAUUUGCGAGACUCUUCAGAUGAUUCAGCCCAGAAAAGUGGCGAGGGCAUUACCAUUGGGAGCCUGACACCCGAAGAGGCAGUGGCUUUCCUUGACUUUGUGUUGGCAGACAAUGACUUUGGUGAUUUGGAGGGAGUUCCACUUCUUUUCACGGAGGACAUGACAGCGGGAACUCAACCAUUUACACUUUCUGGAACAUCGAUGCUCUUUGUACCAGAGGAUGAGGAGGAGUACCAACUGCUUCCACAGGCUCCUCGUCGGCUUCUCUCGAAACGGAUCCGCAACUCACGACCAUGGGUUUGGCAAAAUCUGCAAAGAAUGGCGUCAAGUGAAGUCCAGCCCAGUCAACCGAUACAAGGAGAGGGACCCAGCUUUCAGCUUCGAAAAAUGACCGUUUCUCCUUUGAUGUCUGCAUUGCAGGAGCUUUUGCCAAAGACCUGGAAUGUCCCAGUGCCUGAAGUCGGGAAGUCUGAUUGGGAAGGCCUGCACUUACAGCGCUAUUUGGUGGAACUGGCUCAGUCGAAUGAGUGUACCAGCGAGAAAUAUGAUGCACUGGCCCAUUCUGCCAAGUUUGAGAGAGAGCCUUGGCGAGAUGCGAAACUGAACAUGAUGACAUGGAGUGGCAGUAGGUUACCAACGCAAGUACAGAGGUGGCAAUUCUGUGCACUCACUUUGCAGAUCUUCACACGUUUGCUGUUAAGCGGAGUGUUUGAGCAGGUGGGCGGGCCGGCCGCUACACAGGUUGUUGCGCGACUUCACAGGCACGACUAUCAAAGUGAAGUCAGCGCACCUUGGAACAUCACUUGCAACGAGGCCUGUCACAAUCGACUUCGUGCGCUGGCCCUCCAGGGGGAGAAAGAGGGACACCUUGGAGCCGUGCUGAAGUUCCGAAAGCUGUUCGGCUCCCUGACUGCCGAGCAGCAUAGUGCUUUGGCAGCGUGGCUGGUGAUGGCUGGACCUGAAAACUGUGAUUGCCACAGUGCAAAUGGCGGACAAGACCCUGCGGCAUGGAGGCUGAAGUGUGAGAUCUUCCGAACGGCACCUCUGUUUUCGCCAUUCGCUCGACAGGAGCAGGUGGCUAUAGUGGACUUUGACUCUCAUGCCCUACCGAAAGGGAGCAGAGGGAGCUGGUCCCUUCUCCCUGAGGCAUGCCCUGAAGUAGUAGCGGCACUUCGAGCAGCCGGAAUUCCAAUGCCUGGUUGUGUUGAACCUGUCGGCGCAGAGAACGUUGCAGCAUUGGUACGCGAGCUUCACAUGCCACGGCUUACUUGGGCGGAGGUCCUUCUGGGGCACGUUUUCCCUUGGGCAUCCAAGCCUGAAGUAGAGCCGACUGCACGGCAGGGGUUGAUGCUGGCCAUCGUGCAGCGAUGGAGGCAGAUGGAGCUGGCUGGAAACGAACAAUGCGUUGAGGCAUUGCAGCUAGUGUCCUUCAUUCCAACAGUCGAUGGACAGAUGCGAAGUCCGGCCACUCUUUUGGAUCCCCGAAAGGAGGACUUGAAGCUCCUGUAUAUGGGAGAUGGGCCUUUCCCUGCAGCAGAAGUGAAUGCAGUGCUUCUUCCCUUGAUGCAGAGAGGCCUUUUGAGGUGCAGACAGGAACUAUCUUUAAAGGAGCUCCACGAACGACUUGUCUUCCUUGACAGCAAACACCAACUUGCUGCAAAUAGCCCUGAAGAGGGAGAAUGGGACAAGGUGAAGAGCUGUGCUGAAAACUUUCUGCAGUACGCGGCCACGACGGUUAGCAUGAAAUGCCAAGAGGUACGCACGGCAGCAGCUGCAGCUGCAGUCCCAGAAGCACCAAGCACCUCACCAUCAGCUUCCGCAGCCAAGAAAGAGAAAGCACACAGUUUCUUUUCAUGGUCAUCUAUCAUGCCAUUGGGCGACUUCUUGACGGCUGCGGGGAGCAGUCCUGAGAAGGUUGAAUCAUUGGAAAAGAGAGAGGAAUGGGCAGAAGAUGAUGUUGAGACCCUCAAAUGCAAGUUUCGUUCCUGCCGAUGGAUUCCUGCAGCAAAAGCGCCGCGAGAAUGGCUUGCUGCAAUUCCUUGGGCUGGCAGUGCUCACAAACUCUGGCGGCCAUCAGACCUCGUCCUGAUGUCUGAUUUCUGGACUUGUGGUGCUGCCAGUCCAGUCCUUGACCUUGAAACACAGGUGGUUUUCUCGGGUGAGCGGAAGCCGAACUUACACGGUGACUUCCUGGAAUUGCUCGGUAUUUCCUCCCUGCCAGAAAUUCAAAGGAUUCACUGUGCCUGGGCGCAGUUGGAGGCCAUUCGUUCAUGGUCGCAAAAGCAUCCAGACGGCAAAGCCAACGAGAGUGAAUCAGCUUGGAUCUCCAAGUGUCUCUAUCAUUAUGUGUAUCCGUUGAUAACAGGCGAAGCCAAAGCAAAUGAGACGGUGGAGGGAAAGUCCAAUGGAUGGCAACAGUUAGAUGAGAUUUUCGUAGCUGGAACGUUUGUGCCGAUAGAAGAUUUAUCUCUGUCGCAAAAUUUUGGCAUUGCAGGUUUGCAUCAGAUCCCCAAAGAACUGCAAGCAACAGCUCGAAAGCUUUGCAGCCAAAUUCGGCCGAAAUUUCAGGCCAAUGAUUUGGCGAGAGCUUUGUACCGACUUUCACAGAAGAAUGCCAGCCCGGUCCCAAACGGCAACCCAAACGGCAACCAGUUGUCUCCCGGUGAAACUGAGUCAGCAGUGCAUCUCGCCAUGGCUCUUUCCGAGCGAAUCAGAUCACAAGGAGAAGAUCUCCCGGAGCAUGUCAUGGUACCAACAAGUCAGGGCAAACUUCGCCCGGCUGAAGAGUGUGUUUUCAACAACAUGAGAUGGCUCUCAGAGGAGGAGCAACACAAAAGAAAUCGAGCCGUCACCAGUAGUGGCCUUCAUUGGGUUCACCAGAGCAUUUCGAACGAUGUCGCAGUGUCAUUGAACGUACAAGCCUUGAGUACUCAAGUUGCAGCUGAAGCUUUAGCUGCUGCAGAUGACGGGGAGAAAGAUCCGGAGUGGUUUGAGGCUGCUGGACAGACUGAACCCCUCACCACUCGAUUGCGUUCUUUAUUGCGGGACAUUUCUGAAUCUGAGGACUUAGGUCUCUUCAAAUCUUUGCUGCAAAACGCGGACGAUGCAAAAGCUUCAGAAGUGCACUUUGUAUGGGACUGGCGCAGUUUUGGACGGCAAUCUCUCAUGUCGCCAGAGAUGGGGCGAUGGCAGGGACCCUGCCUUUGGGCGCACAACAACGCUUCAUUCUCUCCACAAGACUUUGAAAAUAUCACGCAACUGGGUGCAGUGAAGAGCACAAGCCGCAAAGCACAGAUCGGGCGUUUUGGACUGGGCUUCAACUCUGUCUACAGCUUGACCGAUUUGCCAAGCAUUUUAAGUGACGAUGUGGUACUCUUCCUAGACCCUCAUGUGCACCACUUGAAGGCAAUGGGUGCAUCACCAGCCAAGCCAGGAAUCAAGCUGAGAUUUCUCAAGAUUGAUGUCCUUGACAAAUUUCGAGAUCAAUUUGAGCCCUACCAUGGCAUGUUUGGGUGCGAUUUGAAUUCCUCUACACGCUAUCAAGGCACAUUGAUUCGAAUGCCAUUCAGAACACCGGAAGCAGCCAAGGCAAGUGAAAUCAGCAAAACUCUGGUAUCGCAGGAGUCAGCCAUGGCAUUUCUUCGUGCCUUCAGAGAUGCUGCUGCUGAAUGCCUGGUGUUUUUGCAGCAUGUUCAACGGAUUGUUUUUAGCUGGAUUACUUCAGAUGCUGGUGCAAAUGGGACACCUCAAACCUUCAUGGAAAUCAAGAUCACACCACCUGGAAUCCCACUGUCUCUCGACACUCCUAAGUGCAGCAAUUCCAGCAGUUCCAGCAAACAGGUAGGAGAAUCAGUUGCUAUGUCCUCUGUUGAAAUUUCCACCGAUGAGCAGGCACUGGAGUACCGUCGUUUGUUUUCUUCCAGAACAGUUGCACAGAGCAAGGAAAAGCAAUCUUUCAUUUCCGACAUGUUGAAUCGCUUGGGAAUGUCCAAGUCACAUCCAGAUGUGCGCCCGUACAUUUCGUUCAAUUUAAUCGUUUCGAUCUCUUGGUCACCUCCGAUGGAAUUGCAGAAAGAGUUCGACAGUGAACCUUGCAAUCGAAAGGAGGCAUGGCGCUUGAUACUUCAGCACGACAAUCCGGAAGAUGAACGAUGGGCAGGAACUCGAAAUGAACCUGAAACGUCAGAGGCAUCAGAAGCAAGCUUUGCAUAUGUGCCAUUCGGAGGCCUGGCGCUUUGCCUUUCUCGGCCUCUCCGCACUGAAGAACCACGGAUUUGUUGUUUCAUGCCUUUGCCGAUCACGAGCUCUUUGCCUUUUUUGAUCAAUGCGAACUUCUGCCUGAGCGAUCCGACUGCUCCAGGUCGUUUGGAUUUGGUCAGAGGAAGCACUUCAAAACCUUCAAAUUCUAAGUCUGAUUGGAACGGACUUCUUUUGCACAACAUCAUAGAACCUUUGAUUUGUACUUUGAUUCACGAGCAAUCAGCAGCACUUCAGGCCUUUCGCUCCCAAAAAUCAGCAAGCGUAGCUGUUUGGGCUGACCGGGACGGGGUGUGUUCUUUGAUGCCACGCAAAUCUCAGCUGCCCUUGAGUUUGCAACAGCUCUUGAACCUUCCAACCAUUUACGCUUCCCUCAGCCACAGCGCACUUUUCCCAGUACUUUCCUUUGAGACAGGCAGUACAGGACAGACUCAGUUCGGGAAGCAUACAGGACACACUCAGUUUGCGGAGUUUUUGGACGCAAGUGGCUUGCGAACAGCUGCACCCCUGGUAUCUUAUGUGGAUUCUGUGCAGCCGCUGCCUGAUGACAUUGGAACAGUGGACCAGAGACAAGCCGUGCAUGAAUACUUGUGCCACUUGUACCAGUCAAAGGAAGGCAAGUAUCGCUUUUGCGACGUGGUUCCUGAAGUACAGCAGGAAUUCUCGUCUGCAGGUCUCAAGCGCAAGGCUUACGUCGACCGUUCUUUGGUAUUGUCAUGUUUGCGUCAGGACUCACAUCACAAGUACAGUUGUGCUGCAGCUUCCAAACUCUUAGGAUUCAUUCUGAGUGGAGAGCAGGAUGAUUCGGCUUCAAAGCUGCAAGGGUUGAAGCUGGCUCCGCUCUGCGACAACAAGGUGGCUUGUUUUGGUGAUGGAGGAUCAGAUCAACUGCUUUUCUGUGCCUUUGUCUCAGACAACUCCCGAAGCUCGUUUGCCCAGCGAGUUUUGCAACAACUUGCUUCCAAAGCAACCUUAGAUUUGUCUGGACUAGAUGCAAGAAGCCACGAGAGGCUACGCCAACAAGCCGACAAACUCGGAAUUCGACAUGUUGAAAAGUGUGAACAGCUUUCGGAAGCUUUGCUUCUGGCACUUCCAAGCAUUCGGGCUUCGCCUCCCUCCUCAUCCGUUCUGGCAUCAUUGGACGAAACCUUUGCAGGGCGCAUUCUUGGAAGCACUCGUCAAGCCGCUGCUGGGUCGCUUGGCUUCGGAAGUGAUGAACAUGCCAGUUCCACACUUUGCGCACUUUGGUCAUUUGUCCAGUUGGCAGAAGAUGGCUUGUCUGAUGAAUUUCUGUCCGCCUUUGACGGUUUCUAUGUGGUGCCUGCAUGGAAUGCAGCAAGAUCUGGGACGCAGAAUUCAGCAUCAAGUAUUGAUGCGCCUUUGAUGCUCGUUCCCCUCAGCGCUUCAGAGCCGCUGUUGCUUCCAGAGUGUGAGCAGAAUCUGGAACCCUUGAUGGAGGUUGCUGCAACUUUGGUUUCGGAUCGAUUUGUUGACAAAAGUCAUCCGGCCAUGACAGACCCCGUGUUGCGAUUUCUGCAACAAAGAGGCAUUGUGCAAGCCUUCAGCAGAGGCAGUCUCCUCACUGUGCUUGCAGCAUCUGCUGAAGCGCAGUUCAGCUCUUUGAUUUCAAGAUGUCAGCGCUUGCAACCGGACCAACGCGAGCUGCUACGCUCUCAACUCUGCCAGGCUUUGUGCGAUCCAAUUGGUUCACUGGAAGACGGCAGACAGCAGGCCAGAGCAUCAGUUGUUUGCAAGCUUCCAAUCUUCCUUGCGGAGUCCUGGUCAGAUGGCAGUAACUUGCAGGCCUUCCGGUCCUUGAUGCAGCUCGCAGUUGUUGAUGGCGAACCACUUCCACUCAGAUCUGCUCCAGUGAGGCUCGACCUGGACACGGCCUUCGUGUUCCGGGUCUCGAUAAAGACGCCUCCAGAAGUUUCUGAUGCUUUGGGCCUUGUUGAGGUGAAGGAGAUUCUUGCAGAGCAAGGAAAAUACUUCGAUAUGAAGACAUGGCUGCAAAAGCAGAUUCUGCCCCAUUUGGAGAGCAUGAUUCCCGAUGACCAGGUAAUCGUGCUGGAACGAUUGCUUCCAUUGCUGCAAGACAUUGAAGAGGCCAACUCCGAGCCAAUGGGCUCAGGAAAUGCACAUUUGCAGACGACUUGCGGAUAA
Molecule: messenger RNA, 7658 nt
Organism: Cladocopium goreaui
Lineage: Eukaryota; Dinophyceae; Suessiales; Symbiodiniaceae
Source: the annotation of a GenBank genome assembly